AUGCUGAAUGGUCAUGUUCGGAUUAGCCCACAAACACGGCGACUUCAGAAAAAGCUCAUGACCGCGCUGAUUUUACAGUUGGCCAUCCCCUACUUGACGCUCCUAAGCCCAUGGGGAUUUUAUGCCUUGGUUCAGAUCACCGACUGGAUCAUUAACCCGGCGUACCUCAACUUCGCGAUGUGGUGCAACGCCUGCCAUGCGACAGUCUCGUCUAUCUCAAUCCUUUUCUUUACGGAGCCCUAUUGGAAAUAUGUCAUUAGUCUCUUUGGAUGUGAAAAAAAGCUAUCCACCGCCGUGGCGUUGCGACUACCCGAUCCGAACACAGCAAAAGGACUGCAGAGCCGAAUACGACUGCACUCGAGAACCACAAAUUCCAUUGUU
Messenger RNA from Mesorhabditis spiculigera, 381 nucleotides. NCBI's taxonomy places the organism in Eukaryota, Metazoa, Nematoda, Chromadorea, Rhabditida, Rhabditidae. The record is from the annotation of a GenBank genome assembly.